Messenger RNA from Cygnus olor (mute swan), 13498 nucleotides. RefSeq names its product helicase for meiosis 1 (gene HFM1). Bases 9526 to 13107 code for a protein of 1193 amino acids. The transcript has 40 exons. Gene Ontology annotation, molecular function: ATP binding; nucleic acid binding. Lineage: Eukaryota; Metazoa; Chordata; Aves; Anseriformes; Anatidae. The record is from RefSeq and is a predicted model, not a curated record.
GCCGGCUCAAAAUGGCGGCGAGGGGCCCAGUCCUGCGCCCCUUGUGGUGGAGCUCGGACAAAGAAAGAGGGGAGGUGGUUGGCAGCACGGGGAGCUGGAGGUGCAUGGCAGUGCUCGACGAUGGCUUCUCAGAGGAAGGGAGCGUUAGGGGGAGAUUUGUAAGAGGACAAACAUGGCAGACAGGGUAAGUGUAGGGGGAGUGUGUUAGGUGGAGCCGUUGUGAAUGUUUUUUGACUAAAUAUUGCUGUUGCUGACGGACGUGUGGGUGUUGAGGGACAGGGGGCAUGGGGGACAACUCCCAUUUUUAACCCAAUAGUUAAAUUGCUAUCUAACUAAACUUCUGUGUGGGGACUGGUCUCUGUUCCUUCUCUCUGUACAUCUCCAUGGUGCAGAUGGCACCUGCAUGCUCUGGGACUCUGGUCAAAAAACAGACUUUCCCUCGCUCUUUUGUUUCAAAACUUCUCACUGUUAGGAGAAGACCCAACAAUUGUUUUGGGUCCAGGUGCUCUGGUGAAAUGCUUCAAACUUUCUCUCAGUGCCACACAAGGGGGUCAUUGGGCAGCUCUGAGAGGGACAGGAGCUGAUAUAGGAUGACAUGAAUGUGUACAUGAGGAGAAAGGUGAGGCUGUAUUUUUAUUUUAUACAGGUUAAGAUGGUGGUGCCGUCAGUCUGCAUGGAUGUGAGGAGAGGGUGUUGUUAAUUAUGGAUGGAAAAAGGAGGAGAUCCUCAAUGAGGUUAUUGUCAAGUUGAGAGAGCAAGUUGGAUCAAUGCUAUGAUCAUGAGUAUCAUAGCAUGAGAAGAGGAGAGUGAAGGUUUUGUCCAGGGAGGUUUGAGGGAUGAUUAUAUUUGAAAACAUAUACCCUGCUGACACCUUUUGUACCAUUACAAAGCUAGUGUAAGUACACCCAUGUUUUUGCUGGCACUGCUUACUUAAUUUUUCUGUGAUUUUCCUCAACUGUGUGUCCCUGAAGUGAGUCAUGUUUUACUAGAUGUUAGACAGCAAGGGUCUGUCAUAAACCGAGAGGCUUUCACUGGCUGGCCUUUCCCCUGUCCCUGUGGGCUGUGUGCCAGCAGCAAUUUUUCCAGCUCGGGUGGUGAGCAUCACUUGCACCUGGGGACAGCCUUCUGAGGAGGUGACAGUUAAUCAGCAGUCUGGCUCUGGCACAGCACUGUGUGCAAUUAAUUUUGUUUCUGGUUUCAUGGUAGAAGCGUUAUGCCAAGCUAAUUACAGAAGAUUGUUCCAUUGCUUUCUUUUGUAAACUUUCAUUUAUGGCAUUGCUAUUUUAUUCAAAGGGGAAAAACAAAACAAAAAAGCUUGAACAUCAUAGGCUGAGAAUACAAGAUAUUGAAAGUCAGACCUCAUACUUCUAGAGUGCAUAAUUCUUAGUAUCUGGUUAAACAGUUGUGAAACAAGGACAAGUUGGCUAUUUUCUCUGUUAGAAGCUGCAAGAAAUCUUAAUUACUGUAGGUUGUGUUUUUUUUGUGUAAUGACAAAUAAUAUGGCUUUGUGGGCCUCAGCUACAUUUUAUAGUUUUUCGAUGCUUUUAUUGAACAAAGACAAAACUUGUGAUACCAAAAAGCUAGCUAUUCAGACAUUUAUGUUUUUAAAUUUAAAUGCCUGUGGCUAUACAAACAUGCAUUUUUCCAUCAAGUAAUAGAAGAACUCAAAAGGGAGAACUACCAGUGCGUAUCUUAGAGAAUAAAUGCAUGUGGAUGUGAAGAGUCCAGAAAGCACCUAGAGUAUCCAGGCCAGUGCUCCUGCUAACAAGUUUUCUACAGCUGGAAGAUAUGACUCUACAUUGUGCUCACUUCUCAAAUUUCAAAGGUCUGCAUUGUCUUUGCUUAGCUCAAGAAGGUAGGGCAGCCACCAGCCUAUGUUUCGUAUAUGAUCACUGGAGACAGGCACUCUUGGGGGCUAGCUCUGCAUACCUUGCCUGUGUCCUGUAUGUGGCACAGGAGAGAUCUUAGAGCAGCUCAGUUCCGAACUGAGUACCUGAAGUCAGCUGAGAUGAAGCUGGGUGCCCACGUUCUGUAGACAGCUUUGCUCAGCGUUGGGAGCAGUUCUUACAAAAAUCCUGUGGUUGAACGGGAAUGAACAGGUCGAUUCUCAGAGCUGGUGUGUGCUGGUGGUGCCGGUGUAAGAAGAUGACUGUAAAUUUCCUGUGACACAGCCAAUGGAGGUAAUGGUUAUGUGGAAGGAUGCCAUGCAGGUAUGCAGCUUCUGUCUCUAGCUGGGAUAACGGAAGCGUUGCAUCUGGCUUACAAAGCUUUAUGAAGAUUUUUAGCAGCAUUGAAAUAAACCAAUGUGUGUAAAACUGGAGGCACCUGCCAGUACCCAGGCUCAGUGCCACAUUUGAAGAAAAAUAGAGUUUGUUGUUAUUCAGAGUCACUAUUUCAUUUUUAGAGCAAAUCAAGGGCCACAUUCUCGGCUGGUAUAAACCAGCUUCUUUAACUUCAGUCAAACUGUGUCUGUUUACACCAGCAGAGAAUCUCUCAAGUGCAAAAGCUGCUCUUUAGCACCGAAUAGCAGCAAUAUAAUCUGGCAAGCAGCCAGUUUGAACAGCUGCCAAUGUACUUCAGAUCCAAAGAUGAUUCCGUGAACCCCAGCUCUUCCCUCCCUCUUUAGACUUUUAUUGAAAACAGGACUUAUUCCCUAGUCUCUCAAGUCAUACUUCUUACAGCCCAAGUUGAACACACUACCCACUUUCUCCAGGCAUCUGAGUUUCGCUCUGCAACAGUAAAGCCUUUUUUCACAACUCUAAUCAGCAACAAAAGCUCUUAUUUCCAACUGGAGUUCAGACAACUGCAAUGCUGGUCCUGCUGCUUGCAUUCAAGUCAAGAAGUCUCAUGUUUCAUAUUAGCUAAUGCAAAAUGCCGCACAGUUUUUAAAUGCAUCUGCUCCAGGCAGGGUUUGUUAAGUAUCAAUGCACUAGAGCUAUUCUGGCUUCAGUGAAUUGUGUAAGUUUUACUAUAAAGCCCCUAAAAGAAGGCUGAGGCAGGAGUUUUGAGCAGUGUGCACACAAGUGUAUGAAUAAUGUGUUAAUUAGUCCCACAGAUAUUCUAUGGCAAAGCCACGGUCUGCCUGGUGCUGUGGAGUCUUGGGUAGUUCUGGAUGUGGCUGCAGCACACAGGAUGACACUCGAGGUCUCCUCAGUUGUUGGGUGGUGGUGGGCUCCCCCAGGCCAGCCGCAUGGUGCCAGGCUCCCCAGGUUGUCUUUCUGGGGCAAGCUGUGCAUGUGCCACCAUCAGACACUGAGGGGAGCACCAACGAUGUGCAGGUGGCCAGGCUGCCCGCGCCUCAGCACUGCCACUUGUGAUCUCGCCGGGCUGAGCGGUGCCCGGGCUGCGGGCAGUGCCGCUCCCCAUGGGCAAAGUGGUCCCUAGGCUCUGCUGUGUGUGUGCCUCUUCUCAAAGCAAUGUUGUGGUUUGGCUUCUAAGGAAAACGCUAGCGUUAGUCACACGUGAUUCAGCUGUAACUAUCCGACCCAUUAUGAGCCCUGUUUGCAGAGCCUGCUUCCAGAUGUUUUUAACUGGCAACAACUUUAAAGCACAUCCACACCAGCUGAGGCUGAGCUAGCCAGCAGUGCAUGGGGUUAAGUCCUCUUACCAGUGAGGCUUAAAACCUGUUUCAUUCAUCCACCUUUUCAGGAAGGUUUCUUUCUUUUUUUUGCUUGAUUCCUUAAGCUCCUUGCCCUUCCUGCAACAUGUGUGCAUCUGUUCACACCUCUGAACAUGCUUUUUGGACAAGCAAAUAUAUCUUCAGCUUGACGCCUUUUUCCUUUGUCUUCUGGAAGUAAAGUGAGUUUAUAAGCUAGGUGAUUUCACAGGAGACAAAGAAGUAGCAUGUGGUGAAGUCAACCACUAUGUGGCACGAGCUCUUUAGUAUUAAAGAAAUAUUUCCAAAAAACAGUCUGCAAACAACACAUAGGCUACAGCUUUGUUCAGGACUCAUCAAGUGCCUUGGAAUAGCAAUCAAAAUGGUAAAAUCACACAGGGUUCUCAGACGAGGGAAAUGGGCAGGAAAAAAAAAUCAGUACGGGCUAAAUACGUUGGUUGUGUUGAACUCUGGGUAAGAUUUUAAAUUUGUAGACAGAAAAUACUGUCCAGUUCUAUAAAUACAGACAUGUGAAGCUAUGAAUACAGACAUACGAAGCUGUUGCACAGUGCUAAAAACAUUUCUAAAGGAAAUAAAAUAGUUCUUUUAUCAGUCAUCAAAUUUAAGGGAAUCAUACACUCUUUGUGUAUCGUGGGCUGCGCUUUCAACACACUCUGUGUUUCAUUGUCCAGGACUAGGUCACUGCAGGGAUAUUCUGUGAACUUCUCAUCUUCAGGGAGCAGCUGCCAUGGAUGGACCCCAUGCGUAACCCAGGUAAAAGGUUCGUGUGAUCUGUGGGUCAAACAGGGACCUGGCCAAGUCUUUCAUGAGAAAUUUCUCAUCUUCCCCAGAACUUUGCUUUAUCUUCCUCAGGAAUCCUAGUGAUAAAACUAAGCCUGUUUUGAAUUGCUUUAUUGAAUUGCAUCGCACAGCUUUAUGCCUCUGUCUGUGAAUUCAGACACGUACUGUCAUCUAGUUGUAGAAGAGUCGCACCUUUGUUUUAUUCUCCUAAAGGAGCUUUGUAACUCCAUGUGGAUAUCACUGUGAUAGCAGAAGCACACCAAUGGAAGGGUUGUCUGGUUUACAACAAAAUGCGUCUUGCUCUUUUUUCUUGAGAAAGUGUGUUUGACCAAAGCUAGCAUGUAAGUCUUGUAAAAACAUUAGGAUUUCCUCUCCGUAACAUAGUAAUACAAACUUUUAACUGAUGAUGAUUAAGAAGAAAACAUUCUCUGUGGCAGUGGUUUUUCUUUGACAUUCCGCUCAGGCAAGUGUGAGUGGGCAAAUGCCAGAGAGCUGAAGUUGUGUUGCCUACUAGUGUGUCAGUACUGACUGAUAUUGCAGGUUUGUUUCCCAAGCAACACACGUGGGUUUUUGCAUAUAAAUUGUCUGAGCUCCAGUGGGAAUUUCCCAUGUAAAUCUCUCUCCUGUAGAUCAGCCGAACUCUUUCCUCUUGAUGUCUGUGUAUCUUCCUCCUCACAGUUUGAGUUCAUUUUGAAAUAAAAGCUGCUCAUGCAUAUUUCCUUUCUUUUUGAAUCCUCACACUGACGAAUAAGUCUUAGUAGCUUGUCUCUUGUUAGCUUUUGCUAUUUCUGCGUAUUCCAGGUACUGCGAUACAGUGGAAAUACCUUUAUGACAAGUUGUAAAUUGGAUGCAGAAAAUUUGUGUUUAGGCCACCUUGCCUGCAGGUCUGAGACAUCUGGAGGACUCGCAGAUGUGAUAGCAGAGAAUUAGUGCUGAUUUGAGAGGUACAGCUCCUGAGUCUUACCUGACUAGACACAGGAAACUUGGAGCAGAUCCUGAUAAGUCUAAAUCCAGGGCCUUGGGGGCUUUUUAUUACAUUCCUUGAGAUUCAUACAAUCUACUCUAAGGUCUUUUGGCACAAAUCUGCUCUGUUUCAUUUAGGCAACUGCUCUGAAGAAUGGUGUCCCAGGAACGACAUCCUUUUACUUACCAUGGAGCACUACAACCACUCUGCAGGGCGCAGGGCAGUGGUGAACCCAGCCAUAGGUGCCAAGCAAAUCUAGCUGCGUUCCCAGCUCUGCCAGCAACCUCACUGAGCCAUUUUGCUUUCUGUGCCUCGCUUUUCUUUCACGUGGGGCUUUCGCAUCCACUUCAGUACAUUAAAGAUAGUGCACAUCUGACAGCCACGUUCUGAGUUCUAUUGUACUUUAACUUCUUCAGCCAUCUGCAGUAAAUUGUUAAAGAUUAAAAACACGUUGCUCUAGGUGUUUUCCUACUUCGCUUGCUGAAAGGCACAUUUUGACAGAUGCAAAAAAUUCUAGUCCUCCAGUAUAUAUUUAAAGCAUUACAUCAAGAAAGUUUCCCUACAUUUUUGAAGUAUGGAGUCCUUGUUCCUACAGUUAUUUUCCCUAUGCUAUCUGCAAAAGUAAAACAGUGAAAUAUUCCAUACUGUUUCCUACUGCAAGUAACACAUAAAUUAGAGAUAAAUGAGGCAAUUUUAUCACUAACAACAGGUACGUCAAUGAAGAAGUAGAACUUGGGAGCUGUUAUUUUAUGAGCACAAUCCCUUUAUUGACAUUACUUAUUUUCUGUUUCUAAACACUGUCCACUUGUAAACACGUAAGCUACAUUGAAGGACAGUACCUAGGAUAUGAGAGGCUCUUCCUUCUGUUUUCUGCUCCCAGUGAGCAUCUGGUGUAUUUACAGCACAGAGCAUCUGUCACAACAUGCAUAACUUGUGGAAGAGCGAAUCUGCACAAGUAUUGAAUGUCAGGCUGUAAAGUAAGCACUCCCAGGAAUGAGAGGCAUCACAAAGGGGUUCAUGUGGUGAGGAAACAUUGUUGUCCAGGGCAAACCUAAAACAACUGUGUUUUGUUGACUCCGUAUUUCAAAACUAAUUGCGUGUUCUGAGAUCCCUUUGACUGAGAGAUGAAUGCCAUGCCCUGUAUCAUUUAACACCACUUUUCACUCUUGUGUAGAAGAAUGUUCUGUAGAUGAUGGACAUUGGAAAUAUUCCAGCAUAAUCAAGUGUGUUUGUUGGUGAAGGGACUUAGUCUAAUGGUCGUUGUGGAUGAUUAAAGGAUAUUGAAGUACACUGGAGCUAGUUUAUUACACACCGAGGGUAGUUUGUUUCAAAAUUACUCAUGCUGAAAGGAUGAAUGCUGCGUGAUGUCCAGAUGAAUCACACCACCCCAUGAGACAAUCAGGACAAAGUACCCUUCUAUUUUCAGACCUGCGUGCCUGCAGCCAAGCCUCUCAGGUGGCUGAGGGUCAGAACUGCGCUUCCCAGCUCCCAGCCUGAGGUUGACCACCAGGUUGGGAUCUGGGAUACCUCGGUCUGACCCUAAUCUCUGUCUGCAGCAUAAUUUGGAUAAGUGGUUUCCCUUUUCCACACCACUGUUUACUUUCCUCAACCUUUGUCUGCAGAAAGCCUGAACAUAGGGCAGCAAAAUCCCUUCCGUUUGUGGGGCUUGGCACCAUGGGACUCUUGCCUUUCGAGGAACCAGGGGUACCGACCUUGGGGUUUGUCAGCCCCUGGCCCUGCUGUGGCAGGCUGGAGCCUUGUUCCUGGGUGGGAUACCUGUGCUGGACAUGGCAGCUCUACACUGAGGGUGCUUUUGGCAUUUGGGGCCAGGCAGGUGGAGAGGGGCUUCAGAAGGAAGGGUGAGGCUGUAGCGCUUCCCCUGCCACGCAGCCACGCGUGCCGGCACGUGGCCCCACGCACAGGGCGCAGCCGUGGGGUGCACGGCACAGCUCGGGGUGGGCAGGGUUGUCCCGGGUGCCUUUCUCCAUCUGUGGUCAGACUUAGGGCGCUCUCUUCUCCAUUUUGAAUUGUUCCCACUGUGUAUUCCGCUCAGCCUAGAAAGCAAGCACAUUCAAAUAAAUGAGUAACUAAUAGCAAAAAAGCACUGGGCAGAAGUUUUACUCCGUGCGUGUGCUUCAUCCAUGAUGACUUCUGUGAAACUAGGGUGAGAAACUGGGAGAAAUGGCAAGGGGCAACUCAAACUGUUUUGGAGAUUUCUUGGACUACAAUGUUAAACACAGAUUGUUUUGGGGGAAAUUUAUUUUGUGUGAUCUGAUCAGUGCGUGCUGGAUGUUUUACAGGGGUGACUCACCCGCUGCUUGGGCGCAGAGGGGUGAAAGAAACAAGAGAUGUUGGCUGCAUCAUUGCAGAAGGCUUUGAGUUUUCUUUAGUAACCUCUCUGAGGGAUUCCUGUCUUAACUUUUCAGAGAAAUCUGCUCAUCCUAUUCUCAGCCUAACGAUGACUUCACUUGCAAAGGAAGACAUUUUCCCAUCUGUGCAGCCAGAUUGAAAUAAGGGUUACAAGGGAGAUGAGUAAACACCAAAGGAAGGAGAGGUGGAGGGCAAUAGAAAGAUGAACUAAAAUCGGUGUCUAAUACAUGGCAAUUUAUGGAUGUUUAGAGUUGUAUAAAUACUUUCUUACAGCGUAGUCAUCCUGGUAUGAUCCUAACAGAAAUCCAUUCAGUCAGUUUAAUCAAUAGGUACAGGAGUAUGUCUCAUGUUUGUUUUUUCCUCCAAAGUUAACCCUUUUGCACUGAGUACACACUAACAUCCAUGGUUUUACUCGUGUAUCUGCUUACACAGGACAUUAUAUUCAGAAAUCUUACUUUAAUUUUUGUUCAUGGAUGUAAGAAUUUAUUUUGCACAAAAAUCCACUGUGUGUGACAAGCUGCACCUGGAGAAAGGACUCCCUCCAGAAGGGAGGCCACCCUGCUUCAUUGAGCAGUGCUUUUGGUGAAACAGGAUUACAUACAGUUAUUUCAAUGCUUCUCCUUCCUCACCAGGUCAGCACACUGAAUUGUUUUGACCUUUCAGCACCAAAAAACAUGUUUUAUUUUUAAAUUACUUAAUGUCGGUUUCUCCUAGGUGCCUGCCAUUGCCCUUUCAGCUAGCAGAACUGAGCACAACUUAUUUCCCCAGCUGAGCUGCAGGAUUCAUCACAUGAGCACCACGGGGCCAACUGCCUGGCACCUGCACCCCAGGAGCCGGCCAAUGCUGCGCAGGUGUGCCCUGGGCUGGGGGCUGGUGCAGUGCGAGCAGCAGGGAGCGACUGACCCUGGUGUUAGAGACUGCUCUGAGCUUGGCCAGCAAAGGACUUCCCUGGACAGAGGCACAAAUGCAGCAGUGAAGACAGAUGAGACAAUAACAAUGCUGAGAGUUUUGCCAAACUUAAAGCACUACUACUGGAAUUUACUUCACUCAUCAAACAGGUUGGAUCGAAAGGAUGAGAAGCCAAAUGACAAGCCAGGCCUAAGCUGAGUGUUGCUUAAGGCUGACAAGCAAUUUGCAAAGCCAACCUCUGGGAGCUCUCCAAGAAAGGAUGAAAACAUUGCCGUGUGAUUGCAUCCACUGCUGCCAGAAUCUGCAGGAGGGAUAAAGCACCAGAAGGUUAUACAACAACACAGGAGUAACACUAAUGAUGUAAAUGAUAAAUCUCCAGCAUCUGUUCAUUUUGGCAUAGUCUCUGGAAAAGAAAUGCUCCAACUAAGUGUAGGAGAAGGAGAGAAGAUAAAUUUUCAGCAUGCAAGUCUAAAAAUGGUUUCAUUGUUUAUGUCUCCUGACCAAGAUAAGUAUAAAAGAGGAACAGGGAUUUGUCAGCAACCUGAUGCAAAUUUUUCACAGAGUAAAAUCUUAAUUAAUUUUCCAGAAAAUGGUGAUGAUGAGAGUGUCCAUUCAACAUUAAGAAAAAGCUUAUUUAAACUGUCUGAUUGUAUGUAUAAAAAUACAGAAUUUAAAGAUAGUUCAGUGGAUAUGAAACAAGUUGAUACUUACCGUAAUACAAGUGAAAACAUGACAGAAGUGAGAAAAGAAGAUGUGUGGAGAAUAAAUCAUCAUACUCCCAUAACUACAGGCUCAGAUUUUACCCUACAAAGGGUAAAUGAUGGAACAUUGCAUCUAAAAUUGGAUUUCAAAUAAAAUCACUUCCUAGUGCUUCAGGAUUCUGGAUAUGACAGGAACUACAGGAAGAAAUUUGGAAAUGUUGAGGGCUGUUACAGAAAUACCGACCCAAUUUAGAAGUAUUUUUAAGGAGUUUCCAUAUUUUAACUAUGCACAGUCUAAAGCUUUGGAUGAUCUUCUUUACACAGAUAGAAAUUUUGUGAUUUGUGCUCCAACUGGCUCUGGAAAAACUGUAAUGUUUGAACUAGCUAUUACCAGAUUACUUAUGGAAGCCCCAAUGCCUUGGUUAAAUAUUAAAAUUGUUUACAUGGCUCCAAUAAAAGCUCUAUGCAGUCAGCGUUUUGAUGACUGGAAAGAAAAAUUUGGACCUAUAGGACUCAACUGUAAGGAACUGACAGGAGAUACAGUGAUGGAUGAUUUAUUUGAAAUACAUCGCGCUCACAUUAUUAUCACUACACCUGAAAAAUGGGAUAGCAUGACUAGAAGGUGGAGAGACAACUCUAUAGUUCAGCUUGUACGACUGUUUCUCAUUGAUGAGGUGCAUGUUAUAAAGGAUGAAAGCCGUGGUGCAACAUUAGAAGUUGUAGUCAGUCGGAUGAGGACUAUUCAGUCUUCUCUUUGGCGUCUUUCAGAGAAUCAUGACGUUGUUUCUCCCUUGAGAUUUGUAGCUGUGUCAGCAACAAUCCCAAAUGCUGAAGAUAUUGCAGAAUGGCUUUCAGAUGGUAAGAUGCCUGCUCUAUGUCUGAAAAUAGAUGAGGAUCAGCGACCAGUGAAGCUACGCAAAAUUGUUCUUGGUUUUCCUUGCAGUGAUAAUCAGACAGAAUUCAAAUUUGACUUAACUCUUAACUACAAGAUAGCGAGUGUUAUACAAAAAUACUCUGAACAAAAACCAGCACUUGUGUUUUGUGCCACAAGAAAAGGAGUACAGCAGGCCGCUUCUGUUCUUUCAAAAGAUGCCAAAUUUCUAUUAAGUAUAGAACAGAAACAAAGAUUACAGAGGUCUGCAAAUUCAUUGAAAGAUUCUAAGCUCAGAGAUCUUUUAAUGUAUGGUGUGGCUUAUCAUCAUGCGGGUAUGGAGGUGUGUGACAGAAAAAUAAUUGAAGGAGCUUUUACUGUAGGAGAUUUACCAGUACUUUUUACUACUAGCACCUUAGCUAUGGGAGUCAAUCUACCUGCACACCUGGUGGUUAUAAAAUCCACAAUGCACUAUGUUGGAGGGAUGUUUGAAGAGUACAGUGAAACUGAUAUUCUGCAAAUGAUUGGGAGAGCAGGAAGACCUCAAUUUGACACUACAGCAACAGCAGUCAUUAUGACUCGUUGGAGUACAAGGGAGAAGUAUAUACAGAUGUUAAAUGGUGCAGAUAUAAUAGAGAGCAGCUUGCACAGGCAUCUUGUCGAGCACUUAAAUGCAGAAAUAGUGCUGCAUACUGUCACAGAUGUCACUGUAGCUUUGGAAUGGAUGCGAUCAACCUUCUUGUACAUUAGAGCUUUAAAAAAUCCAACUCAUUACGGUUUUUCAUCUGGAUUGGAUAAAACAGGAAUUGAAGCAAAAUUACAGGAACUGUGUUUGAAGAACUUGAACAAUUUGUCUUCUUUCAAUUUGGUCAGGAUGGAUAAAGAAAAUAAUUUCAAACCAACAGAGACUGGAAGAUUAAUGGCAUGGUAUUAUAUUGCAUUUGAAACAGUGAAACAGUUUUUCACAAUUAAGGGAACAGAGACUUUAAAUGAAUUGGUUACAAUAGUCUCCAACUGCGCAGAAUUUCUGGAUGUCAAGUUAAGAAUAAAUGAAAAGAAAAUACUGAACACUUUGAAUAAAGACAAGAACAAAAUAACCAUCAGGUUUCCAUUGGAGGGGAAGAUUAAAACAAGAGAAAUGAAAAUAAACUGUCUUAUUCAGGCUCAGCUAGGAUGCAUUCCUGUUCAAGACUUUACUUUGACACAAGAUACUGGCAAAAUAUUUAGAAAUGGCAUAAGAAUUACUAGAUGGUUGUCUGACUUUCUGGCAUCAAGUAAAACCAACUUUUCUGCAUUAUUAAACUCCGUGAUUUUAGCUAAGUGUUUCAGGUGUAAACUUUGGGAAAAUUCACUUCAUGUGUCUAAACAAUUGGAAAAAAUUGGUGUAUCAUUGUCAAAUGCUAUGGUAAAUGCUGGUCUGACAUCGUUUAAAAAAAUAGAAGAGACAAAUGCAAGGGAACUUGAAUUGAUUUUAAACAGACAUCCUCCUUUUGGAAACCAGAUAAAAGAAUCUGUUUUGCAUCUUCCAAAAUAUGAACUUGACAUUGAACAGCUUCCAAAAUACAGUGAUACACUGGCUGAAAUCUUAGUAACCAUCAAAUUAACAAACUUUGAGCAGCUGCAGACAAAGAGAACAGCGCCAGAUUUUCACUAUGUUACAUUAAUCAUAGGAGAUGCUGACAAUCAAGUAAUUUUUAUUCAGAAAAUAAUGGAUUCAGUGUUGCUAAAAACUGGAAAUUGGAUGAAGAAAAUUGAAGUGAGAAGAGCUCUUAAAUCAGAGGACAUUAGUAUAAAUUUAAUUAGUUCUGAUUAUGUUGGCCUUGACAUACAGCAAGCAUUUACAGCCUUUUACUUAAUACCAAGAACAGUUGGAGGUAAAGUUGUUACAAAUAAAAAACUGAAAGCUGAGUCUCCACUUGAUAUGUAUUACGGCUCACCGCAAAGUCCGCCAGCAGCAGAAGUAGAUACAGGAAGCAGAUCUAAAGAAGAGCAUACCUACAAGAAAUACGGGAACAGAGAGUGCAACCAUCGCUGUAAAAAUAAAGAUGUAUGUGGACAUGACUGCUGUAAAACUGGAGUACCUCCUAAGUCUGAGAUGAAUGGAGAUUCUAAGUUUACUUUGUACUUAGCUGAUUUAAGGAGCAGGAACUCGAUUUCAUCUGUACCCCCAGUAAAGCGGUUAAAGAUGCAGAUGUUAAAUCAAGCUCAGAAUGUGGAUCUCAAACAAUUUGGUUUUGUACCCAAAUCCUUGAUGCCAGCAUUGUCAAGGUCUGGCAAUAAACAGUUGUCUUCAUCACCUUCAGUGGACCAGGUAGAUAAUGUUAAUAGCCUAGGAAUAUCUCAGAAACAACUGCAAUCCUGGAAUUAUGGAAAGAGUAGUGCUUCAGAUGUGGACUCUGAACUGAGAGAUGACAUUUGGAAUGAUCUUGAUGACGAAAUAUUAGUAUAUGCUAGUGACUUUUCCAGUGGAGAAUUGGACCAUGGAAAUACCUGCCUUCACAUUCCAGAUGAGCAUGAAACACCUUGCAAGUAUACAACAAGCAAAGCUACAAGUGACAUUUCAAAAGUUUCUUGCACAUUACAAGGUGAGACCAGUAUUCAGAACCCAUUUUUUGCUGUGCUUAAUAGCUCAUCAAAAGUGGAAUUACCUGUACAGAGUGGAUAUAUAAAUAUGGUCAGUUUUCAAGAAGAAAAGCAUUCAAAUCCUUCACAAGAGCUGAAAAAUAUACAGUGUUCUUCAAUCUCAAAAACAAUCUCAGACUCUUUUAAAUUCACUAGGAAAGAAGAUUUUUUUUUCACAAAAGAACAGGAAGAAGAAAUAGAGCCCAGAUAUCUUCUGGAUGAUGAAAUCAGUGAUGUCAAGCCUUUACUUGGACUAUUUGAUGACAUACUGUAAAACAUAAAAUAUGUUUUUCCUUUCUGCUAAAACAGAGGACAGCAGACUUAGUGUUCCUCAUCUUCCAAAUCAAGCAUCUUUUGACAGACAAGCUGCUGAGGAGUGGUUUGGCUACCUAGAUACAGGUGCCAAGUUUCAUUUUUGAUGCCUUAGAGAAUUUUCCUUCAGCUGUAUCUGAAGAGCACAGAUCUCCCACCUUAAGAUGUUCCAGGUACUCUGUGGUGUCUAAAAUGGCACUUCAUGCCUGUGUUUAAGAACCCAACACUCCUUGCUGCCUGAAAUGAAGUUGGUUGGUUUGUUUUCCCCACAAAUUUAUAGUUCCUAUUAUGUAGCAUUCUUUAAUUGCCCUUGUAUCCUGCUGUUCUGUGGGGUGUUACCUUGCAACAACUAA